CCCAACCACACAAAUCUGACUCAAAUAGUGACAUACAACCUUUAGCACCGUACUUAACUGUGCACAUUAGCACACGCACUUACGAGUAUAUCCUUAGAUUUGAUUUUAACAUAAACGACUUUCCCAGCUGAUAUAUGAGAUACAUAUAAGGGGCAUUUUAGCUGAAAUACCGGAAAUACGUAUUCCUGCUGGCCAGACAGAAGUUUAUCUGGACUAACCGGCUGUCAUACAAAAAUUUUGCCGCUAAUGAGCCGCGCCUAAAAGCUUAGGUUUGAUACUGGUUGCCGUGCGGUCUGAAAGGGUAUUUUGGACAGCCAGGGAAAUUCCACUUACAUAAUUGAGGAUGGAACUCUCAUUAAAUAUUUUGAUCCCAGCUGUAAUAAUCUUCCUGUUAAAUUUCCUGAAAUUCUGUUGUAGUGCAGGCUUACCUCCCAUGGCAAGCCGAUCUGUGAAUGUCAACCCACAACUGGUGAAAUGGCCGGGGAAAAGAGUGCCUUAUUACAUCGAUGCGAGCUAUCCUGCCAGUGUAAAGCAACUGAUUCGGGAUUCAGCCAAACAAGUUAGCGCGGAUGUUAAAGGAUGUGUGACCUUUGUGGAAGUACCAUCAACGGUCAAAGAAUACAAAGUCUUUAUAACGAACAGAAAACCAGAUGGAACUCGUGCUACGCGGUGUUCCGCGUGGCCUGGUCUUUACGCCGACGCUCGGAAGCGAGGCCUUAAGGAACAGCGAGUCUUCGUCACAGAUGGCCCCACCGGUUGCCAGGACGGUUCAAAACAUUCCAUCAUGAAGUUUUUCGCGAUCACCUUGGGCAAAUUGAAUGAACACCAACGGGCCGAUCGGGAUGAAUAUAUUAAAGUGAAUCACGCUAAUAUGCUUCAAGAUCCCGAAGAAGCGUACCGCAUUCACGAAAGCACAAGUGAAGUUAAUUUUUAUCCAUAUGAUUACUGCUCCAUUACGCACAACCAACCGGAAGAGUUCGCUAAACCCAAAACCGAGGCGUUUAUCGUGAAGCACGAGCCAAAGUACAUUCCCAAAUUAAACCAUUUGAGCGAAAUCGACUGUAAAGAAAUUAGCGAAAUGUAUGACUGCGAUCCCAACAAAUGCGAAGCGAUGAAUUGCGAAGAUCUGGAUGGAGUUAGCCGAAUUCCCAGCGAAGAAACGGAAGCAACGGAAGCAACGACAGCAGAAGUUGCGACGGAAGCCCCAACCACGGCCAAACCGACGGUGCCAACCACAACAGAGGAGGCGUUUCCUACAGAGCCCGAACCGGAUAUUCCGGCUGGCCCGACUGAAGAUUAUCCCGACACACCGGAUGUCACACAGAAGCCGCCGUCGGCUAAUGAGCCGCCACUGGAGAUUUCUGGAUUCAAAAAGAAACUUCCAAAAAAAUCAACAUGACGAAUCAUAAAAGAGUGAGAUAACGGUUAUUCAGGAACUAAUAAUUUACGACCAUCCAUCAUAAGUACCAUCAACGCAACAGAAGUCGAUGAUGACCUUUAUUUUCGUUUGCGUUUGACUAGAAACGGCGGUUGCCGAACCUGGUGUGGGACUUAACGUAAUGAGAUGCAGUUGACUAAUUUGGCUUUGCAACUACAAAAGUGUCCCUGCAUUAAAAGCUUCGUUAUACGUGAA
This is a messenger RNA of Paramacrobiotus metropolitanus, 1633 nucleotides long. Its product is annotated as low choriolytic enzyme-like. Lineage: Eukaryota; Metazoa; Tardigrada; Eutardigrada; Parachela; Macrobiotidae. The record is from RefSeq and is a predicted model, not a curated record. Gene Ontology annotation, molecular function: metalloendopeptidase activity; zinc ion binding. Gene Ontology annotation, biological process: proteolysis. The transcript is spliced from 6 exons. The coding region runs from base 344 to 1399 and encodes 351 amino acids.